Conger conger (European conger) is the source of this 1542-nucleotide messenger RNA. Its product is annotated as uracil-DNA glycosylase-like. Gene Ontology annotation, cellular component: mitochondrion; nucleus. The record is from RefSeq and is a predicted model, not a curated record. Bases 245 to 1090 code for a protein of 281 amino acids. Gene Ontology annotation, molecular function: uracil DNA N-glycosylase activity. Gene Ontology annotation, biological process: base-excision repair; base-excision repair, AP site formation via deaminated base removal. The transcript is spliced from 6 exons. NCBI's taxonomy places the organism in Eukaryota, Metazoa, Chordata, Actinopteri, Anguilliformes, Congridae.
CACGUGGCACAGUGACACCGGAAGUAAACAUUGUUGAACAGGGGAACUUGACAAUUUUUUCGAGAAACAAAUAAACGACGUAGCUAACUCACCAUUCAUACCGUUUGUAGAAAUAAUAUUUAAUGUUAUCAGUUGGUCGUGGUGUAGCUAACGUUAUGUGCACAUCAAGAGUGCCUCAUCUUAUGCAGAACUUUUGCACACACGCAAGGUGAUUAUAUAAUAAUUAAUAUGUUUGUCCACUACAAUGGCUGGUCGGCUAACACGUUUUCGAACAAAAUGUUUGAAGGCGUCGUCAAUCAAAAAGCUGAAACCAACGAGCGACAAGCUGCCGACUGUCACCUCCUUGAGUCCGGAGCAGCUGAACAAAAUCGAGAAGAAUAAGCGUGCUGCGUUGGAGAAACUAGCUGCCCACAAUGCCCCAGAUGGAUUCGGGGAGAGCUGGCGGAAGGCGCUGAAGGCGGAGUUUGGCAAGCCUUAUUUUACAAGAUUGAUGGCCUUUGUGUCCGAUGAAAGAAAGAAACACACUAUCUAUCCACCGACUCCCCAAGUGUUUACAUGGACUCAGAUGUGCUCUGUCCGAGACGUGAAGGUGGUAAUCCUUGGCCAGGACCCGUACCACGGCCCUAACCAGGCCCACGGACUUUGCUUCAGUGUGCAGAAACCUGUCCCACCCCCUCCCAGCUUGGUGAAUAUGUACAAAGAACUAGCGACAGACAUAGAAGGGUUCCAGCACCCUGGACAUGGGGAUCUCACAGGAUGGGCUGAACAAGGUGUCCUGUUGCUCAAUGCUGUGCUGACAGUUCGGGCACAUCAAGCCAACUCUCACAAAGACAAGGGCUGGGAGGCCUUCACAGACGCAGUGGUCCACUGGCUCAAUGGGAACCUGAAUGGUGUGGUCUUCAUGCUCUGGGGCUCGUACGCUCAGAAGAAGGGCAUUGCUAUUGAUAGGAAACGGCACCACGUCCUGCAGACUGUACAUCCAUCACCAUUGUCUGCACAUCGUGGUUUCCUUGGAUGCAAACACUUUUCUAAGGCCAAUGAGAUGCUGAAGAAAUCGGGGAAACAGCCAAUCGAUUGGACGGCACUCUAAGAAAGUUCCAGAAAUUUCCAUAAGCUCUUUUGUUUUUUCCAAGUUAGCUGCAAAAAUUAAAAUUCAAUUAAUCAUAUAGUAUAUACAGCCAUUAAGGCUAGCUUCCUGGUGUGAUUUUGAAAAUGUUACUCAUUCAAUAUCUUUUUUUUUUUCUUUUUAGUUUAAUGUUUUCAAUAUGUAUUCAAUAUUUCCAUUGUUUUUUUGUUUUAAAACUACCUCAGUAUUGCAAACUAUCACAUGGAUCAUACUAUAAAAUGACAUGAUGUUUUUCAUUUGAAAUCUAAACUCAUAAACUCUAGAAUCCCUUGUUUUAUGUUAUGAAUCUCAAGCUGGCAGUACCACCGUGAGUUUCUAGACCGAGAAGCAAGCCAUUUUGUAAAUAUUUCUGUGUUUUAUACCGUUCAAAGCUAUGUUUGUAUUUUGAAUGUUUAAAUAAAUUUACAAUAAAACAA